AUGACCAUAGGCAUACCCCAGGGGGGUCUCCGUGUAGCUCUGCUGCAGCCAAAGCAGAUUUACAAGUUCUGUUUAGUCCUGGAGUACAGACAGAUGGUGAUGUUAACUUGCCCAGAGUCGUUCACUGGAGUUUUCGCUAUGAAACCGACUCACAACACCAUCUCGCUCGAAGGCCAAAUGACAUACGCUAUCAGUUUCUUUUCUCGCAGCGUCAAAAAUUUACAGCUACUAGCCGACGGGUUUGCUCUGAAAGACGAUGAAGUUCCUAAAGACAUGCCACUGGAAGACGUCUCUGUUGCUUCAAUGUCGUCUCAGGCGGAUCCAAACACCGUAGCGGCCAUUGAAUGCGCUGUAUCAAAGCUUUAUAACAGUGGUGUUCAGGUCGAAGAAGCCUGCAUGCCACUAGGAGUUGAUUAUAUCAGUGCCCUGGAGCGAAUACAGAAAGUACAAAGCACAGGGAAUAUUAGGUAG
This is a messenger RNA of Penicillium taxi, 471 nucleotides long. RefSeq names its product amidase signature enzyme. Lineage: Eukaryota; Fungi; Ascomycota; Eurotiomycetes; Eurotiales; Aspergillaceae. The coding region runs from base 1 to 471 and encodes 156 amino acids. The transcript is spliced from 2 exons. The record is from RefSeq and is a predicted model, not a curated record.